AUGGCGAAGGUUGCAGCGUUUGCCAAAAGUUCCAGAUGGUCUCUUAAUGGUUUGGCCGCUCUUGUCACGCGGCACUUCUGGAAUUGGAUAAAUAAUGUUGGAACAAAUAUUUGGAAGCCAUCUAUCGAAUAUACAGCAGAAGAUUAUUCCCAUAUGAUGGUGCUUGCUGGGAUGAUUCAGCUUACACGAAAUUUGGCUUGUGAAUGGGGAGAAGAUGGUAUUCGGGUUAAUGCCGUUGCGCCAUGGUACACAAAGACACCACUCGUGAAAAAUGUGCUCAAAGAUAAACCAUUUUUGGAUGAGUUAAUAGCAAGAAUGCCUCUUAGGCGUCCAGGCGAAGUUGAAGAAGCUUCAUCCGUGGUGGCUUAUCUUUGUCUUUCUGGCGCUUCCUACGUCACUGGCCAGGUUAUAGCCGUUGACGGAGGAUUCACUGUCUAUGGGUUCAAAUAGCUAGCCAGAGAUAUGGUAUUUUCUCUUGUUCAGUGUUUUUUCAAGUGUGAUGAUUCAGUUGAAACCAUCACAAAUAAAAAGUUUUGAUCAUAUCAACAUGUUGGAUGUGAUGCUGCAUUUGCUCAGCUUAAGUGUUUCUAGUGUUAGACAAACGCUAUUGUACUGAAGAUAUAACUUCAGAACACGCAUUAUAUCUUUUAAACGUCAAUUUUCAUAGAAUCCAUCUUGCUUAGUUCUUUCUUUCAUUAUACAGUAACAUUACAUC
This is a messenger RNA of Nicotiana tabacum (common tobacco), 715 nucleotides long. Lineage: Eukaryota; Viridiplantae; Streptophyta; Magnoliopsida; Solanales; Solanaceae. The record is from RefSeq and is a predicted model, not a curated record.